Messenger RNA from Gracilinanus agilis (Agile Gracile Mouse Opossum), 1161 nucleotides. It is a transcript of the gene CREB3L4, whose product is annotated as cAMP responsive element binding protein 3 like 4. Gene Ontology annotation, molecular function: DNA-binding transcription factor activity, RNA polymerase II-specific; RNA polymerase II cis-regulatory region sequence-specific DNA binding. The record is from RefSeq and is a predicted model, not a curated record. Gene Ontology annotation, biological process: regulation of transcription by RNA polymerase II. Lineage: Eukaryota; Metazoa; Chordata; Mammalia; Didelphimorphia; Didelphidae. Gene Ontology annotation, cellular component: nucleus.
AUGGAACUUGGUGACGCAGAACUGCUGGAUAUCUUGUUGGAACCUUCAGAAGACAUAACCAUAAGGGCCUUCCCAGAGCUGGCAGGACACUCCUCAUUCGGAGAGCCAGAGCAAACUGGACUGCAAGAUCCAGGGCUGGGAGGCUGGAAACCCAGUGGGAGCAGCAGCUGUGGCCUUCAGGAGAGUGAGCCUGACGAUUUCCUGAACCUACUCAUUGACCCCAACGAAGUCUAUCAGUCCAGAGUUUCUCCAGGAAGUGACAGCGGUAUCUCGGAGGAAGCUGGGCAUCCCUACAGCCCCCUAGCCUCCAUGGCUCUCAGUCCUCCUGCCCUCUAUGAGGUUGUCUAUGAGACGGGGGCCCUAGAAGGACCGCAGGGAGAAACUGACCAGACCAGCUCUGGGCUCAUCUCUAUCCAGCUAGGUCAGUGGAGCCCCCCACUGCUGAUACCUGAUGCUUGCGUCAUCAGUGAUCCCCCACCUGGCCCUUCUGCCCAUCCAGAACCCAGAAUAGGUACAGGAAUCUUGAUGCCUCCUGAGACACUGCUGCACUGCCCAGCGCUAUUCCUGACAGAUGAGGAGAAGCGACUAUUAGGACAAGAGGGGGUAUCUCUGCCCUACCAUCUACCCCUCACUAAGGCAGAGGAAAGAGUCCUUAAGAAGGUUCGGAGGAAAAUCAGGAAUAAGCAGUCUGCUCAGGACAGCCGGCGACGAAAGAAAGAAUACAUAGAUGGUCUAGAGACGAGGGUAGCUGCCUGUUCUGUGCAGAAUCAGCAGCUACAGAAGAAACUGCAGGAGCUGGAGAGACACAACAUCUCUCUGGUGGCCCAACUUCAACAGCUGCAGGCACUCAUUGCUCAAACCUCUAACAAAGCUGCUCAGACCAGCACUUGUAUCCUGAUCCUCAUAUUCUCCUUAACCCUCAUCAUCCUUCCCAGCUUCAGCCCCUUUCACAGGGAACAGCCAAUUGGGUCUGACACUUACAAGCCUAGUGGAGUGAUCUCCAGAAACAUCCUGACUCACAGGGAUGUGCCAGACAGCUUGAGGACCCUGGUAUCACAGUCAGGAGAUAGGGGUGCCAAUGGUUCCUCAGGGGGAGUACCUGAGGAGAGCAAUAACCAGCGGCCACCAUCAGGAAAGAGGCAGAGCUGUGCAGCAUGCUGA